Messenger RNA from Symbiodinium sp. CCMP2592, 723 nucleotides. The record is from the annotation of a GenBank genome assembly. NCBI's taxonomy places the organism in Eukaryota, Dinophyceae, Suessiales, Symbiodiniaceae.
AUGUCCCUCGAGCCGUCAGAGGCUUUGAGGCUGCUUCCGGCCAGCCCACUGCCUGGCUUCCCAGACGUGUUGGUCGGGACUCAGGAAGAUGGCGCCGAUGUGCUGCUCGGAGAGAAUACGCUGCAGGUGGCCGCUGUGGUCAACUGCGCAUUGGAUGACUGGCUGUACAAGGUCCGCAAUGGCCACUGUGGUUCUGCCGCAGCUUGUCGUCUUCCGGAGAUCGAGGCAUCAAUCAGAGCCCUGCCGCAAUCGGAAAGUAUCGCGUUGGGGGACAUCUCUGGCAUCAGGUACUGUGCACUUCCAGCUAGGGAUCGGGACCGAGCGGAACCUAUCAUCAUCGACGGCGAGGUCGCAGUGCCAGGCAUGGAGCCCUACGAUAUGGGCCAGCACAUGCCCGCAGCCGUCGCAUUCUUGCAGGAGCAGGUCGCUGCAGGCCGAAAGGUGCUCAUUCACUGCCUACGCGGUGAGAACCGUGCAGGGGCAGUGGCCGCUGCGUUCCUCGUGGCUGAAGCAGCAUUGCCAGAGGACGCUGUGCACAAGGUGCAGGAAGCUCGUGGCAACUUUGCGCUUUCCAACCGAGCAUUCGUUGAGCAGGUACAUUCCUUUGCCACGGAGAGGUCAAGGUCCCGCUCUGAGCAGCGAAGGAGAGCAGACUUCUCAGAGAAAAAUGGGUUCGUGGUUGAAACACAGCGGUUUAGUUGGCAAGCCAUGCAAUGCUGUUGA